This is a messenger RNA of Clupea harengus (Atlantic herring), 3853 nucleotides long. RefSeq lists its product as uncharacterized. The record is from RefSeq and is a predicted model, not a curated record. Lineage: Eukaryota; Metazoa; Chordata; Actinopteri; Clupeiformes; Clupeidae.
AGUAUCACUUUUGUACUGUACAUUUUCAAUAAUUUACCCUCAACAACACAAUUUGUGCUGACUUUUACUACAAAUCAAUAAUUCAGAUGAUUUGUAAUACACACACUGGGCAGAUCAGUGGGCAAUUAUUAGUGUAAAACAGCUAAAUGACAAGGUCCACAUGGUGGCUUGGUGACGGGUACGCUUCUAUGUGAGUAGUAGUAGUUGUUGUUGUUGUAAAUAGAUAGAUGGAUAGACAGACUUUAUUGAUCCUUCAGGAAAGUCAGGCAUCCAGCAGCAUAUACUACACAUGAACACCAACAUCACGCACCAGUGGUUUGGACAUUUCACCUGAAAUCUGGAUAUGAGCGCUGAGGGCUCGUAUGGAUGUGGUGGCUGUGGGAUAAAGUCAUGUGUCUCACAGCGCAAAAAGGUUGAGCAAUACAAUUAAAGGAGGUGUCUGUGAUUCUAAUCCAAUGCAUUUUUGCAGCAAAUUGCCCUUCACAGUCCUCUCCCUGUCUGCUCUCAAGAAUACCGCGGAUGUACAGUCCCGGCACUGCAAAUGGGAAAUAAAGUGACUCGGGCGGCCGAGCCAUACACGAUUCCAACUCAUCAACGCGUUGCUUCAGGAGCCUGGAAGGGAGGGGUAUAAUUUGAUUGGUUGUUCAGCUCAAAUAUCAACAGUUAAAAGUAUCAUUAAAUGAGUAGUAGUAGUAGAGGUAAGGGAUAUAAUUUUGUUCAGCGGUAAGGGACAGAGUAUUUUUAUGAGUAUUCAAAACAGGAGCACUUAGGCGUAUAUGUCUUACAUUACUGGUUUGACUUUUGAAGAGACAUAGUUUUAUGAGAAAAUGACAUGGAAAAGUACUCAUUUCCAGAAAACACAAAGCACAUAUUUCCUAGAAAAGUGCUCAAAGACAGAAUCCAAAAUUAAUCUGCAUCCACUAAAGCCAUGAUUGAGGCACACUGUGCCUUACCUUCUCUGCAGAUUGGUCAAAUAAGUGUUUGUAAACACCUCUAUCAAACAUAUGGAAUAGACUACUCAGAAAUCAUCCCUAUAUGAACAUCUGAUUGGCUGUAUUUGAAUCUUACACUGGACAAAUAAUAACAAUAAUAACAAGAUGAAUAACAAUAAUAUUUUAUGUUGAGACAUGUCAAUGGUGAGAUAAUAAGUUUGUCCUCAUAAUAACUGGCAUGUCAAAGUGUACCUCUCCUAUUGCUCCUUUUAACAUAUUCCGCCGAAACAUUUGGUGUCAUGACUGUUUUGCCAGAGACCAGGCAGGCACUGACGUCUGCGUUGGUGCAGGUCCUGCGUGCCGCGUAAUGGUAACCAACCAAUCAGCUUGCAGAAGCACGCAGAAGAGUUGCGCAGACUUUAACAAGAGCGCAGCCAUCAUUCUUUCAGCCUGGCUAUUGUAGCCUACCAACAACAACGUUUGAUAAUUCAUAGAAAACGAAUAAGUACUUAUAAUGCGGUAAUUUAAUAGUUAAAAGUACAGAUCACACUUUUUACCGAAUGAAGUUGUAAAACUGUGCGUGUGACUCUAUGGGUAGCUGUAAAUGUAAGUUUGGUUAGUAUCGUAGCAUGAAGGAGUGAGUUACAUUCAGGUAACCUCGUUAAAACAGACAGUGAGGCAUCUUGCCAGCAAGCAAAUUCAGCGCAGCCAUGGACGUGAAGCCGAAGGCCGAGCCCUUUGCAGACGACUGUGUAGUGGCGCUCUCGGGCGCCUACUGUUCUGAAGGUACGGAUCCACAGAGCGACCAAGCGGCAGAUCCUACCCCGAUCAUGCUGUACUUCACCUCCAAAGAGAGCAGCAAAGUCCCUUUAGCAGCGUUGACCAACGGUGCUACUGGCUCCCAAGAUGUCAUCCCCGGUGUAGCCUGUCCGAUGGGCGUGCGAGGCCCCAGCGAAGCGGUGUCGAGCUCGUCUGAGUUCACACACGACGCCAUCAUGCUGCUGAUCGAGGCCAUGGCGGCGCGCUGGGACCUCUACGGGCAGCGGGAGCGCUCGCGCCUCUUCCAGAGUGUGCAGCAGGAGCUGGAGGGGCACGGCUACCCGCUGCCCGUCGAGAGGAUCCGCCGCAAGUGGAACAACCUCAUCGUCACCUACAAGCGCGUGAAGGAGCGAUGCAGGGGCCGCGGGCAGGCCAGGACCUCGUGGGAGUACUACGAGCAGGUGAUGGAUGCGGUGCUGGGGAAGACAGAGAUCGCUCAGGGCAGCUCGGCCUCUGCCACACUGCUGGGGUUGGCCACGACGGCACAGGCAGCAGCGCUGUGUGAUGUGCGCCCGCCUGCGGGCAUCUCCACCGCUGUGCCUUCCUGCCUCUUCUCUAGCAACAUAAUCGCCUCUGCAACUCAGGUGCCCACCCUAACCCCGCAAAGGGCCACACCACCUCCGCCCACCCUCACCCCAACCCCGCCUCUAUGCCCCUCUCCUCUAAACACCCCAUUGAGUAUUUCGGAUUCUUCAACCUUAUCACCACCCCGACCGAAAAUGACCUUUGUGCCCUCAUCCCGCCGAAAGUCUCGCCGCGCGCCCUCCAUGGGAGUGCCCACAUUUCUGAGCCAGCCUCAGGGGCAGGCGGAGCGGCGUGGCACCAUGCUGCGGGGGUACCUGAGUGCCCAGGAGCAGCGCGCCCUGCUGGACGAGCAGCGCCAAUGCAGGCAGGAGGCGCGGGAGCGACGCAGGGAGAGGACAGCCAAUCGCGUAGCGGAGGCGGUGGGUAGGAUGGCCACGGCGCUAGAGCUCAUCUCCUCCAAACAGGACACCAUCAUCGCACUGCUGCAGAGGCUAGCCGACAAACACUGAGGCUGGAGAGCACAGGACACCAUCAUCGCACGGCUGCAGAGGCUCACACCCACUGAGCCUGUAGAGUUAUAAGUUACAAGUCUUUUAUUGUCAGCUGACAGACUAAUAACCCACCCAGACUUCAAUAAAUCCAUGUACGAAUCCAAGGAUCUGUUUCAGCCAGAGGUUGUAGGUGCAUUAGAGAGCCUUGCUUUAAGACAUGAAGUAGUCCUACUCAGUGGGAUUCACAAACAAUGGAUUAGGACCUAGAAUCCAUGGCAAUCAAAGGCAUUUUUUGAGUAUCAUCAAGAUGGUUCAAGCUUGGCGUUUGACAGUUUUAAUCAAAACAGGUGCUGACUAGCAUACCUUUAACCUUAAGCUCUAAUUCAUUAAUUUUGCUUUGUAAAUCUUUACUGACUCCUGUGUGUCUAAUGCAGUAGUCUAUAGUGUGCCUACAGUAUAUAUCAUAGAAACCAUGCCAACCAAACUCACCCUGAGGCAACAAAAUGGUUGUUUUAAUAUUUGUCAUACUUUUAUUAUGGACAAUAGCCUGUUGAAAUACAUAUAUGACUUAUAUUUAUAUGACAGAUUUAAAUGACUUAUGCUACUUUUCUUCUGUGAAAACGGAAAUGAUAUCUUGCAUCACUCAUUGCAAUCAUUGAAAUGUGGGGAGCGUGCCUAUGUUCCCACAGCCCAAUGUUCACACAGCCCAAUGUUCACAUAGCCCUAUGUUCCCACAGCCCUAUGUUCCCACAUUUCUAAGAGCUUUUUCAAAAUUAGGUCUUAUGUUCCCACAGCUCUGUGUUCCCACAUUUCUAAUAUUCAUUACAAAAUUAGGCCCUAUGUUCCUACAGUUCCCACAUUUCUACCCCUGCCUGGUAGUUAAGGGUUCACCAUUCCGUAGCUGGCGAUUUGAAGGAGCUAGCUAGCUUCCCAACUCUAACCUUAACCUUAACCCUAGAACAUAGGGCUGUGGGAACAUCGGGACUCAUUUUUCAAAAUAAAUCUGGGAACAUAGGUAUGUGGGAACAUAGGGCCUAAUUUGCAAAAUUGUCAGUGAAAAAAAAAAUCCUUAGAAAUGUGGGAACA